UUGCGGAAGCCAAACGACUAGAACUAGGGUUAGGGUUUUCUAAAUCGUCAGAGCACAAUAAGCAAACCAAACUAAUCGGAACGAUGAUCUACGAUGUCAACUCACCCCUCUUCCGAUCCUUCCUCAGCCAGAAGGGAGGCUCCUCCGAUAAGAGGAAGUUGGAAGAGCAGAAGCCCAAGGAACAUAGGCCAAAGGCCAGUGAGAACAAGCCCGUAAUGAAUGAGUGAAAGAAUCUUGGCAUGAUAAGCAAUGGAUCGGUUUAGAAUUCUAGGCUCUUAAUAUGAUUAGUAUUUUGUUUAAGACAAGUUUUUUGCGCUGUCGGCAUAUCCGUAUCUUUUCAAACAAUACAUUUGUAGUUAAAAGUUCUUUUCACCAUCCGAAUCAUGAUUUAGUAUGUUUAGAAAUGUAGUUCCUAUUGGAAUGAAACAUGAAGUAUUCUCAUCCUGCAAAUAGCCUUAAGUAUGAGGCGAGGUGAUUUUCACCAACUGCAAUGCUUAUAAAGUGAGACCUUUUCACUCC
This is a messenger RNA of Prunus dulcis (almond), 519 nucleotides long. Its product is annotated as wound-induced basic protein. NCBI's taxonomy places the organism in Eukaryota, Viridiplantae, Streptophyta, Magnoliopsida, Rosales, Rosaceae. The transcript is spliced from 2 exons. Bases 84 to 227 code for a protein of 47 amino acids. The record is from RefSeq and is a predicted model, not a curated record.